ACCCACAAGAAGAAGAGGAGUCAAGAUCAAGCAGUCCUCCUCCUCCACCGCCACUCGGGAUUGUCAUGUCACAUAUUCAGUAUCUCGACGACCUGGUCAAGGAAUAUCUGCUCUUCCGCGGCUUCACGCACACUCUUAGGACACUCGACAAUGAAAUCAAGAUCGACAAGGACAAGGGCUUCAGGGUGGACCGACUGGUGGACCAGAUUGUCAGCAGCAUCCAGACCUAUGACCUCCUGGGGCUGCGGGAGCUGUGGGCACACCUCGACAGGAGAAUAUUUGCCCGCCUGCCCCACACACUGCUCCCCUGUGUGCGGAAACUUGAGACCAGCAUCCUGCGCCUGUACGUUGUCAACACCAUCCAGACCAACAAGAAUGAGAAGCUGACCGAAUUCUUUGAGAAGAUGGCAGCAGACUUGCAGAGUCAGACAGAGUGGCGAGAGUGGUUCAUUUUGCCUUACCUGAAGGGGGUGGAGGAGAACCCAUCCUUCGCCAUGUACUUCACACGGCAGUGGCAAGACACUCUUCUGGUCUCCCUGCACAACUUCUUUGCCGUCAUCUUCCAGAGCCUAGAGCUGCCCACCCUGGCCAGCUACCAAGAGGAGGCCUCCAAGAUUGCGCGUUUGCAGGAGGAGAAUGAGCAGCUUCGUGUCCGCCUUUCAGCCCUCACCACCAGCGACCAGAGCAGCCUGGAGCUUCUGAAUGCCCCCGAACCUCCUCCCCCCCCACACCUCAUGGAUGACUUCUACAACAUUGCCCAAGAAGCGCCAUCAACUGACAAUCAAGGGAAAUUCAUCAAGAACAUUUUGUUUGGCUUCGGCGCCGGGUUGCCCACCUCCCCGAUCCUGGGGCGGCGAGGGGCCACGGCCACAACCACAAUCCCGGCAGCCACGGCACCCCAGCAGGCCAGCCCAUCCACCACCCAGGCCCCAGCAGGCACUCAGGUGUCCAGCCACUCAGCAUUAAGAAGAACCUCCACACAAGUUCCAGCUGAGGAAAAGAAAAGAACUAGAUCGUCAAGUGUUGCUGGUACUUCUUCCAAUCGCAACAGUGUACCAGAGCACGUCCCUGUCAAGAGACUGGUCCAGGCCACUUCUGUUGCAGGGGGACGUUCCUCUCGCUCCCCAACCAAGGCCCGGCCGCAGGAGGAGCUAUCAGUGUCCUCCAAGCUGGAUGUGACAAGCGACAAGUCAUCCUUCCUGCUGUUGGGACAGGAGGAGUACAAUGAGCACAGGGCAGUGGUGACACACGCAGUGUUCAACCCCUCUGGCACCCUGGUGGCCUCUGCAGACAUCGAUGGCGUGGUGAAGCUUUGGUCACCCUCCCCUUCCCCAAGAACACACUGUGGGGUGGUGGUGAAGAGCUCAGUCACGGCAGUGGAGUGGCUACCAAGAGGGGAACGCCUCCUCCUGGUGGCCACCAAGACAGCUACCCUGCGUCUCUUUGACACUAGAGACAAGAAGACUGUAUGGGAGCUUGGGCCGGAGACUUGCCACGUUCUCAAGGAUCAGAGGAUAAUGGGAGUGAAGAUGAGUCCCAGUGAAACGAGUGCAGUGGUGAGCGUGGUGCCUCGAGUCCGGCCACAGGGCACCUCCACCUCCCCGGCACCCCCAGCUCUCCACACCCUGGACAUGAAGAGCCAAAAGAUUGAUAGUUCUUACAAGCUGGAGGGUGGUGUGGUGAACAGCUGCAUCAUGAACCACAACGGGGGGCUGCUGGUGUGUGGCUGCAAUGACGGCUCAGUGCGCAUCAUUGACCUGCGGCGGCCUGACGUGGUGGCAUCCUGGCCCGCCCACCAGGGAGAGGUGUUCACUGUGCGACUCUCACCACAGGAGAACAACAUCUACACUAUUGGCAGUGACAACAGGUUUGCCUGCUGGAGCAUGGCCCAGACUGGAGCACACAUCAUGGAUCAGGUGCUGCAUGAGCGUGCCGCCGGGCCCUUCCUAGUGGGGGUGGGUGGGGCCUCAGGAGGGUCUGGGGGGCGCAGUGUUCUCCUCCGGCCAUAUGGACCACUCUUUGCUCUGCACCAGGAUGGAGAGCACCUGCUUACCUGCUCUCCCACAGGACCGAUUAUCUAUAAGGUUGGAGACACAGGGCUGGAGCAGGUUAUGGCGAUGGGCAGCAGCAAGACUCCAGUGAUGACCGUGGACUGGUGCCACACCCUGCAGUGCGGCACCUCUGUUGCCGCCGCCCUGGAUGGCUCGGUCUCAGUGGCCACACUCAUGCACCAGUAACAUGCAGACAUGAGAUUUGUCGGUAUAUUGUGUCCUGAUUACCAAAGAGGUGAAGUUUCUUUUCUUUAUAAGACUCCAGGCAAGAUACUGGUUAAACACAUUCAACUCUUUCUGUUGAAUCUCUUGAUUUCAUGAUUCUGAGGCCUUACUUUUAUCAUGAUUGCAUUGUUUUACUGUAAUUAUUAAUUACAGAACUUAGACAAUGAAUAAUAAUACUUUGGUAUCUGUUACGUAAUACUCACUAUCACCACACAAGAAUUAGGUUUCAUUAUUAUGAAUGACUUAUGCAUUCCAUGAAUAUUAGUUUUUAAGGUAGCCUAAGUCACACAUACUUGAAAAUUAUUCAAUAUUGAAAAAUGUGAACUGAUUCUAUAUGAAUUAUUGUGAUUUUUUUAUAACAGUAGUUUGGAUAAGGAAAAUUUUACCAUUUAAUUGCCCACAAUGAUGAAUGGCUCUGUGGUAUUGAAAUUACCUGCUCAGGAAUAGCUUUUAAAACAGUGAAAACUUUCUUAAUUCCAGUGUAGGAAUGAAAAAACUGAAUGACAGAUUCAUCAAGUAGUCUAGUGUGCUAAACUAGAACAUUUACCCAUUAAGUGUGCAAGAUAUGCGGCUUGUGACCAUUUACGUACAUUUAUUGUGACGUAUCUUUUGGUGAUAUGAGAUGUGAUAUUUGAUCACUCCCGUGGAGGACUAGUGAGGCUGUCUGCCACUGUACUGAAUCACAGAGAGCUCUUGAAUGCAUAGGUUUAGUUGAUAAAACAGCAGUGUUUUGUCUUCUGUUGCACUUGUCAUGAAGCCUGUUGAGAAUUUCAUUGGUGGUAUUGGUGCCCUGGCACACAGCUUCUCAUGUGAAGGAAAGAAAAUAAAGGUGCAUUCUCUGCUCUGUGGCUCAGUGUUGUGUGCGACUCACAGUGGUGAACUAUUCUGUUGAGUCCUUUAUUAUUGAAGCUCUUUAUCUAUAUCUUGAUUUGUCACUUCUGACUGCCCCUUCAACAUGCAUUUCUUUAUUUUUAAGUAUUUUGAGAUUGUGGUAUGUUAAGUUACAUAUUGUAAGUUCAGCAGUAUAACUUAAUUUAUAACUAGUUAAUAGUUAUGCAUGAGUUGCAGAAUGCAAAACCAUUAAUAUUUUGUCUAUUUUUAGUGAAGGAUGUAAAUAAUUAGUAUGUACUGUAAAAUACAAGGAUUGUAUUGUGUUGUGUUGUGGUUGUACUGAUACUCAUGGAGAAGACUACAGGGGAAUUGUCUGUUGAAACCAAUGUGUACACCACUCUUCUUACUGCAUACCAAGCUCUUAUCCCCAUGACAGGAGUUAGCCAAGAUAGGGUGCACACACACACACACACACACACACACACACACACACACACACACACACACUCUCUCUCUCUCUCUCUCUCUCUCUCUCUCUCUCUCUCUCUCUCUCUCUCUCUCUCUC
Scylla paramamosain (green mud crab) is the source of this 3672-nucleotide messenger RNA. RefSeq names its product WD repeat-containing protein 91-like. Gene Ontology annotation, molecular function: phosphatidylinositol 3-kinase inhibitor activity; protein binding. Lineage: Eukaryota; Metazoa; Arthropoda; Malacostraca; Decapoda; Portunidae. Gene Ontology annotation, biological process: negative regulation of phosphatidylinositol 3-kinase/protein kinase B signal transduction; early endosome to late endosome transport. The record is from RefSeq and is a predicted model, not a curated record. Gene Ontology annotation, cellular component: late endosome membrane; extrinsic component of endosome membrane; early endosome membrane. The transcript is spliced from 14 exons. The coding region runs from base 66 to 2237 and encodes 723 amino acids.